GACAAACAAAUGACGCUUAUAUGGAAGGGUCAUUUUUUUUAUCAUUCCCUAUCAUACAGUAACAACUGUCCGCCAGUUCGGCAAAUUCCCACGAUUAGGUACGUCUAGGUUACAUGAUCAGUUCCAGCGGUGUGUCGCCUGUUUUCAGACGCCAAGCGUUCUAAAUAAGAAAAAACAGCAAUUCCUAACAAAUUGUCUAAUAAACUAUGGCAAUAGGAGAACUGAACAUAAAGACGAAUAGGCAGCUGUUGCCUGCUACUUAUCUCGCACUUUCCCGCACUCUCUCUCGCUCUCCCUGCGUAUAGACUGUUAACAUGGACGUUCUCCAUCUCGAAGCGAUAUUACGUUGCCAGCAUUUGUGGCUGCUUUGACUAGUGGAGAUCGCAUCGGUAGCGGCAGUGUUCUUAUGAGAUCUACCACUCGGGUUCGCUUUCUCCAGCAGCAAAAGAAGAAGCAUUGAGGAUAUUCACCUAGUCACUAACAAGCCGCCAUACGUAAGCAAGUGUAUUUUUACCCCUCUGAGUCAAAUCAUUAUCGAAUAUUCUGCGUGGCGAAACUAAAGUUCGGGUGUAAUGCCAAACUGUAGUAAAAUGGCUUUUUAGAUAAAGAAAGAAAAAAAAAAUCAGCACAUAGUACGCUAGCGUAGAUUGUCAAUUGAAUCGCCAUUAAAGCGUUAGUCUCGAGACGUGAAAAUCGGCUUCUAACUGUUCUCGGCGACUGUGAAACGAUGGAGUCCGUGCGUGUGCCUAAUGUGAUAUCUAACCUAAGCAAUCGGGCAUAUGGCGCAUCGAUUUGAUGAUGGGUUCUAAGAUCAUUGGACGAGCGGUACUGUGACACUUUUCAGUCAGACAUGGAUAUUACAAAUCGAGACAAUAUUCAGCCACUAAUAGGUUACGAGUGCGCCAACAUGAACUCAUUACAGCACGAUACUGUACAAUCGUCGUUAAUGGGCCAUCUCGAACAGGAGCAAAGUAUUGAACGUCAAUGGAAGCAAAUACGAGAUGUUGAAGAUUUCGCACAUUCUUCGUCUAAUUCCUACAUACGAUAUGGCGCAAACAUCGUUCACCAGGUGCCGUACCACCACGAUCAGGUGUCAACUUCAGUAGUGCUCCGUUUUUGCCGGACGCGAGUCUUGCGUUCCUAUUGUCGGCUUUUAGCUGCGGUUGGAUGGAAGCCACUCCUCGGCGAUGGAACUAUGCGCUACGAUGCUUUGAGGAAGGUUAUCAAUAUGGUGUAUGUCCUUGCAGUGAUCGGCCUUAUCUUAGGUGGCCACAUAAUUACUAUCAAGACCUACUACCGAAGGGAUGCUAUGAGGAAUACCCGUUGCCGCGAAUUCCAGCUUUCUACCGUCCGUAAUGGGGAGCCGGAACGCUGUUCGCUUUACCUCUUCUCCGUUUUUAUCCUGCCAGCUACUGUACACUUCAUCGCAUUUAUGAUUAUGCUAGUGCAAAUGCGGAGCCAGGAUAGCGAAGAGAUCACUGCACUGGUCGAACGGGUAUUCCUCCAAACGACAUCAGUAUGGCAGAUCGCUCGCCGAAAAAUCCAAAAGCGUCUUAAAGCCGUUUACCUGCUCGGACUUCUAUGGAUCUUCUUGGCAUUGGCAGCAAAUAUUAUCAACAUAUUGUAUCGCCUGAAAAACAACCAGAUCAACUGCACUCGAAAUGACAAAUUGGUUCUGACCUUGCUUGUAAUUGGUCUUCUCGCGCACGACGUAGCGUCAAUGUGCAUGGCGGUAGCAUACACCAUCCAUUGUCAGCUUGCGAUAGUUUUCGUACAAAACCUUCAAAUGUUGGUGCGGGAUGGUAAGAUCUCUCUACUUGCCUUUUACAAAGGCACCUGCGAAGCAACGUGCACCAUUCGACAAGUGAAUGGACUGCAAUCAACAGCUGUUUUUCUUCAAACUGUGUGGUUACUCAUCAGUACACUGGCAUCAAUAGUGGGUUUUGUGCAAUCGAUUGAUUCAGAGGACUACCUUCGUCUGAGUGUGGCUAUCAUCUCGGUGCUUGUGUGGGGCUCGCUGCUUGUGGUGCCUCUUGGCCAGGCCGCAAGGUUGAGCGAGGUUUGCAACGGAAUUAGAGAUCUUGGCAGGGAACUCCGAUCUCGACCACUCGUUUACCAGGACACGUCCUUGCAGGAACUCGAUUCGCUAGUCCUGUUCACAGCCAGCUUCAAUCUGACGGCUGAACUCUGCUCGGUUCGCAUAACAAAGGAAAGGCUCACACUGUGCUGUCUCGUCGUUGCCGUAAUAAUCUACGGGUCGGCGCACUUUGACCUAUUGCACUUCUGAAGGCCAUUAUUUAUAUGAAAUAAUAUCAUCCAUUUAUCAGAUAAUGCAGACGUAAUAAAAGAGGAGAUACAAACAUUUUAUCGCGAA
This is a messenger RNA of Varroa destructor (honeybee mite), 2374 nucleotides long. It is a transcript of the gene GrlHz, whose product is annotated as Gustatory receptor-like Holozoa. NCBI's taxonomy places the organism in Eukaryota, Metazoa, Arthropoda, Arachnida, Mesostigmata, Varroidae. The record is from RefSeq and is a predicted model, not a curated record.